GCAUAUUGCUUAGCCAGCCAUAAUCGCAGAAAGGAUAAGUAGUUUGAGAAACGAAACACUUGAGCGAUCGGGAUCUCCACGUAUCAGUCUCUCAUCAACGCCGUCUUGCGAAACCAAUAAACGUACUAUUCAGCGCAGCGGACCGCCGUGAGACCACCCGCCUCAUUCCUCCGGUGUUUCGUGACAGAGUCGGAAUGUUCUUGCGUGCACAUUUUGCAGGUUGAGUCGAUUGACAUCAACGCGUAUCGUUUCGGUGAACACGAGAGAAAUAGUGGCAACAGGCAUUUUCUUCAUCUUGUUCAUUUUUCUAAGCGAAUAAAAAAUAACCAGGGACGUAUUUUGGUUAGCCUACGAAGGUAAAAGGUCUCACCUGGAAUACUUUCACAGAACUAAAUUAAUGAAGUAUGAAGCAAAUAAGUUGAGCAGUGACUGUUGCCUUAAAGCAUGGAAACUGGGGUAGGUGAGAGGAAAACCUGGAAAGAAAUUAGUCACUACGGAGGUUGUUUUGUUAAUAAAGGAAGUGUCUAAUAUCUCUAGGGGGGUGCUGCAACAGUUUGUGGGAAUAACACAAUUUCUCAGCCAUCAUCGUCGCGCACAGAUGAAUAAGAUUUGAGACGGGAGUUGUCGUGAGGCUCAACACAAUUCUGUACAGAGGUACAUCUUUCUAUCGUUGAACACUCAAUUGUCAGUGGAUUCCAAGACCAAGCCUACCAAAAUAGAGAGGAAACAGCCAUGUCAACACUGUGGGAGUUUAAACCAUUUCAUGAAGACAUACAGCAAACAAUUUCAGACAUCUCUCAGUCUCUGUGAAAACUGUGCUUGUCCUUAAAGCAAAUCUCAUACUGGGAUCAGGAGGUUUACAUGUAGUGACUGUCCUUGAAAAUAGUCGUUGUGAAGAUAAUCUUGCCUUGCAAACCUUGUCCUCCCAUCUUAAGUUUAUUGAACUCUCUCCAAUAGCCUAAAUACCUAUACAUCAAUAGGCAUAUUUAUUGUGCCACAGGUCAUUUUAAAUUUGCACAUGAAGCGGUUAAAUGUUUACAUGCUGAAUGAAGAAAUUACUAUUUAUUUUAAUUUGAUAAUAUAGAGGUGUCAAUGCCAACAUUUAGAGAAACCGCUUUACAAAAUCACAAUGAUUCCUCACCAUAAUGUCCUAAGUGACUCAAAGGAGUUUACCGUGCUGAGUAGUCCUUUUAAGACGUAAACAAGUGCAGUUAAACAAAAAGAAUACCAGUACUUUUUGAUUUAGUAGGUUUUAUUUUUCACCAAGUGUAAAGAAAUAGUUUAUGCUCAAUUUUAGACAAAAUCAGGGAGCUUUGCAGGUCAGGGAAAUUUGCCUAAAGACAUAAAGUGCCAUUGUUGAAUGUAAGGAGUGCCAAAACACAAAACAAAAGAAGGCAAAAAUUACAUGCGUUUACAUUUUUAAGAUGUUUACAUUUGCCCCUCUCUCUUAAAUUUAUAUUUCAUUAUAAGAAGUGCCAAAACAAAGGAAUUUCCGUAAAUAUAAUCACUACAGCUUAACUGCCUUCAUGUGUUAUCUAAACUAUAUACUGAGUAAUAGAAGAAACAUAACGAGAGAAGCCAUUUCUUCUUUGUCGGUGGAUAUGUAAAAAUGUAAUUUUUUUGACGAAGAUCAUAAAAGGGAAUAUUUCCCUCCGCCUUGUUAAUACUUGCAAAAAUUUUGACGUUGCCUGCUAUUAAUAUCGUUGCCAUUUUCUCUUAUAGGCCUAACUUUUUCUGUAACUACAUGGUAAAUGUAGGCACUGCAUGUUAAUAUUGAGAGAAUGGUCACCUUGAAGCUGAAAGCAAAUUUGCUUGUUUUCGUCUCACACUGUCUCUCAGUGUGACAGUUUACAGAAGAUCCUCAGAACAGAAAUUUAUUUGAGACUGUUUUGAUAUAUACGUUGGAGGGCUGCUACAAGAAUAUUUUACAUAUAGCGUCGAACGGCCUGUUUUUUAUGUUCCACAUUCUGCGGCAAGUUGAGUCAGUGAGAGGAAAUAGCAGCGUUAGUCAUGUAAAGAUGAUGCCCACCUUGGAAGCCCGAGUGCGUGUCAUCGUUCUCUUCCUGCUCGUCGCUUUCCCACAUAUCACUUUCUCAGCGAGCGUCCCCGGCCCCUCAAGAAACACACCAAAUGGGCCCAUUACCAUCAGCCCGGUGCCCAAUCCCAGAGCUCAGGGAAGGGGCUUUCUGUUCCCGCUUUCCAAAAGCGGUGGAAACCUGCGAGGGAAGUCUAUGAGUCGUUGGCCAAAGCAGCCAGCUGGAGCAGUAGAAAUGCCCCCUAUGGCGCUGCCUCAGAAAAUGCAGCCAAAGAAUGUAACGGCCAACGCGCUGGAGCCCCCUUUUGAAGGAGCGCACAUAGCUCCACCUCCUCGCAAACUUGUGGAAGUGGACGUGUGCCGGGGUUAUUACGAUGUCAUGGGCCAGUACGACCAAACUUUUAAUUGUUCCAAGGAUGACUUCAUUUACUGCUGUGGAACCUGCCAUUACCGGUUUUGCUGUCCGGAUCGUUCCCGAAGAUUGGACCAGAACCCCUGCAACAACUACAACUCACCAGUGUGGGCCAAUACUUCCCCCCCAGCAACCAGGCCACCACCGCAAACCCAUCCCAACCAGAGCCGAAUUGAGCAGAGCAACAACACCGUCUAUGUGAUCGGUGGGGUCAUAUCGUUCACAGUGGCAGUAGCCGUGGCCAUUAAGGUGGCGUUCCACAAGGCAUCACGACAACCUAGGAACAGAGAACUCAACAUGCCCAGGGCUCUUGUGGAAAUGCUGCGUAACCAGUCGAGUCCAGUCCAAGAGGGAGAGAGAAACAACAGUGUAGCUAUAGGAAGUGGAGGAGGAGAGGGGACGCUUGGACGCCCUUCCAAAAACCUUUAUCCUACCCUACAGAGCAAAGAUAACCGACUGGGAAAUCUGCAGCAUAAUUACAUAAAUACCACAAGCUCCAGCCCCAAACAUACAGCCACCAUUGAACGUGCACCUCGCAUGAACAACAUGCAGAUGGCCACUGGUGGCACGUUGAAGCCCAGCAAGCAUACGAACGCCAUGAAGCCCCAACCUUCCUUUCAUCACUCUUUACACAACCUGGCUCAGCUGCCUCCGUCUUAUGAAGCAGCUAUGAAGCCUGACAUGAACAGAUACUCUUCUCUUAAGCGUUUGGAGAAAGGAGGAUUGGAGGACUAUUCAGGUUACUGUACCACGAAACGGAGGCCCAAUAAUGCCCCUCCAUCCUUUCAUUCUUCCCAGCACCAUCUUCCCUGGGGAGGUGACUACACACUGGGUGGUCGAGGCACACUUCCCACCCAUGCCACUCGCCCUCGAAUACCUCAUCCUCAAUCUGCACCAAGCCACACUCCAAAUCCUUACCCUCUAGAUCCACCAGAGACUAAGCAAAACCAGAAUUACGACACACUUUCCAAACCACCACGCCGAGUAAAGUCAACGGACCAGCUCCUUGCCCUCGCUGAGGGAAACACCUUAUCAAGACUCUCCAAGAACCAGCAGCACCAGUACUACAAAUCAAAAAACUCCAAUAACCAGAAUACCCUGCAGAAGUCCAAGGAGAGGCAGCUUAUGUCACCAGAUCAUCUAGAGGAGGCAAUGGAGUAUGGCAGCAGUACAAGUGGGAUGGGGAUGGGAAUGGGUGACUACACAUCUGGAGGGGGCGGCGGGAGGGUUCCCACCCUUCCCCGCGUGAGCCAUCAGAAAGCUCAGUCGCAGCAGAACGUUUGUGCAACACCGUCGCUCGACCGCCAUCACAUGAUCAAGAUGAACUCGCACCCGACGUCGGGUCGAGAGCAAGAGCGAAAUUCCGCAGCGAUGUCAGGUCACCUUGGAGGAGGCGGGGUUGGAGGAGUGGGAUGGAGCGACAUGCCAGGAACAGGGGUUGUCAUGGGAACAGGAACUCUUGGCGGACACAGUGCCAGGAGGCUGGCAUUCGCAGCUAAAAGGCAAAAUACCAUUGAACAACUUCACUUCAUCCCUGGUGCCGGAGGAAGUGGAGUGGCAAGUAGCCAAGGGGUUAGAACAGGAAGCAAGAAUGAGGUUACUGUGUGAGCAAGCUAGAAAGGCUAUCGAGAGAUUUAAGGGGGAAUGGAGAAGAUAUGUGAGGGAUAGACUGCGUGAAGAGUUGGAGGAUGGUAGAGACACUGUGGGAGAGAGAGAGAGAAAGUGGGCGGAAGAGGGAAGAAAAAACGAGAGACGAGAAAAAGGAGUAUUAAGAUGUAAAGGAAUCAGAGCAACAGAAUUUGAAGGAGGGGGCCACGAAGUGAGACAAUCUAGAUUAAGGAAAGAGGAUCGGAAAGAGCCAACUGGCAUCAUAUUUUUCACAGAUAUAUGUUGUAUAUGGUGGCAAAUUCAUCGAAUGAGAUUAGGUAACAACAGUCCGAUUUGAUAGAGCUUCAAAGUUUUCGUGCUGUUUAUGUUCAUGAAAUUGCCGCUAUAAAAUUGCCAUAUAAUGAUUAUUUAUAUGUGUAAAGUUUGCCUAUAACCUAUUGCACAGAAUAUCAAUAGAGCGUGAUAUAAAUUUCACACAAGGGACAGAUGAACUGAAACGGUAUUUUUUUUUAUAUUUGAGUCAUGUUUUUACACUCAAAUAUUGUACAUUACACAUUUCAGAUAUAGCUGCUAUGGAGCCAUAUAUUCAGAGAACACCUCUCAUCUUAUAAAUAUGAUGGAAACUUGUGGAACGUAUGCACAAGAGGAACCGGUUAAUCAAGGAGCGAUAACCCAAACUGAUUUAUAAUGUUAUUUACAUAUGGACAAACGAGAAUCAAUGAGGGGGAAAAUAAUGUACGUCAAAAUUAAGUGGACAUUAUGAGGAGAGGAAAUCAAUAAACUGUCAAGAAUUCAUUGAACUUUAUAAUGAAGUUUGGAGAAAGAAAGCCUUACCAUAAAUCACCUGCAACUUAUUCAGUGUGAAUUUAACAUGGAUGUACCAAGGGAAUUGCUGUUCAACUUUUUUUCUGAAAAAGUUUGUUCUUCUGCAGAUUGCUUUGGACUAUCAAUGAAAGCCAUUUUGGGACACUGUGGGCAGGAAAAGCCCGUGAUGAAAACCAAGAGAAAUGUCUGACAAUCAUCUUUUUCGUCAUCCUAAAAAAAGACUUAUUAAUGAUCAAUGGCACUUUGUUUGGAUUCUGAGCCACCACUUUCUACAAUGUUCAAGUGUAGGGAUUUGUGAGGGAGGUUCAUCACAAGAGACCCUGGACUAGCAAAAGCACAAGAAUAAUUCAUUUAGACCAGAUCCCAUAAUGUUGGGUACAUGCCCGUUUCUACUCUUUUUAGGUAAAGAAGGCUAUGUGUAGACAAAAGGUUCUCUGUCGAGAACACCUUAAGCUAUUAAAUGUGGAUCUGAGGAGAAAACAAAAGAGGAGUAAGGGCACUUUUAAUUGUAUUUUAUGUUAAUAUUUUGACAUCAAAUCAGUUUAUAUCAUGGUAGUCUCAUUAUCUCGCUCAGGUGUGUAGGCAUUUAAAUGUGCAUAAAGCAAACCUCCUGGACUGCUUUUUAAAUCUCCAUGAUGAAGCCAUGUGUAUAUGCUGUUAAAACUGAGACUCUGAACAGACUGAGAAUACAGGUGUGCCAAAACAACUAACCUGUAUUUUCAUAUCCGCUGUUACUGAUGUAUUACCUGAUAUUUUCACACCCAAUAACGCUUUUCAAUAUUAAGGGCUAUACCACACACGCGUUAGUGAUACAUACUAUGGCUUAUUCAUGAUAACUUCAAUUACUUAUUAAUGUAAUAAUUUGCAGAAAGACAUAGUUCGCAAUUAUUUACAAAAUGUAAAUCUUGGAUCGGUCCUUUACUGAAUGAUUCUGACCUCUGAAAAAAAGUCACCAUCUCAUUCAAUUUACAAAUUAAACAUUAUCAUAAUCAGCAUUAUCAUACAAAGUAAAUGUACAAACUGACCGUCCAUUUGUCAUAGAUUUUAUAACUCUUGGUAAAAUUUCAUUGUAAUAAAGUAUAAGCUACAGGCCAUUUGCAUAUUAUGACUCCAAGUAAAUAUGUUCAGGAGUAGUUUAUAUUACAUCCGAAGAGGAUCGGUGGUAACGUUCAUUUAACUUUUCACUGGAACUAGUGUGUAUCUUAAUAAAAUAGGAAUAAAACAUAAGGACAAUCUUCCUAACAGCUCUGUAAUACUUAGGUGUUUGUUAUUGUCAUUACUAUGACAGUUAAUAUUAUGGUUAUUGGUGAUUUAUUCUUGUUGUUAUGGUUAUCUUAUGAUUAUGAUGGUGAUUUAUUUCCUCUGUGGUUUUAGUGUUUUAGAGUGGUUUUUGUUUUAUAUAUCUUUCUCAUGAAAUUCUUUUGAAAUUAUGAGUAGAAAAUAGAAGCACAAACUUUAAAUCCACUCAUUUGCCAAUUCUUCGUGCAUUCCUAAAAAUGAGGAGUGCCUUCAAAACUUCUUAGUGUGAUGUCAUAUUGUAAUUGUUCUGAGCCUGCAAAAUGUCAUUCCGUGUUGCAGAGACAUCACAAUGGGUUUAUAAAUGAUGUCAUAGGUUGUUUGUUGUAUGUAUGUAACUGAAUGUCUUAUUUUGUUGAUUAAGUAAAAUAUAAAAUUUUUAAAAUGUUUAUUUCAGGGACGAUUAGAAUCAAUUUAGUAUUUUCUUGUCAUAAAAAGUCUGUAGCAAUGUCUGUUCAGUUUUGUAUUCACAAGCCAUAAUUGUGCAAUGUUUAUGAAAUUUCUUAAAAAGGCUCAUCACUGCAGAAAAUAACAAACACUGGAUGUAAAAAUAAAGCCCUAAAGCGUU
Messenger RNA from Triplophysa dalaica, 6744 nucleotides. RefSeq names its product protein shisa-6 (gene shisa7a). Gene Ontology annotation, biological process: regulation of AMPA receptor activity; regulation of short-term neuronal synaptic plasticity. NCBI's taxonomy places the organism in Eukaryota, Metazoa, Chordata, Actinopteri, Cypriniformes, Nemacheilidae. The record is from RefSeq and is a predicted model, not a curated record. Gene Ontology annotation, cellular component: AMPA glutamate receptor complex; postsynaptic membrane; postsynaptic density. The coding region runs from base 1956 to 4055 and encodes 699 amino acids. The transcript has 6 exons.